Molecule: messenger RNA, 1170 nt
Organism: Lactuca saligna
Lineage: Eukaryota; Viridiplantae; Streptophyta; Magnoliopsida; Asterales; Asteraceae
Source: the annotation of a GenBank genome assembly
AUGGCUCCUCCUGCUCGCGUUAAUCAGCUCCAAAUGGAGCAAGUUAGGAAUAUUGUGGUUGAGGAAUUCAAUAACGCUUUCAACCAACUAAUCCCAGGCGUGUCCAAUGACAUAAUCAACCAGGUCAAAGCUCUUCUAGAUGAGCGCCUCGCAGCUAUUCCCGGGGGAGCGUUACCGGCUCCACCCAUUCGGGAUUCGGCAUACUACUUCGAGAAGUUCAGCAAGUCGUCUUCAGGUCAGGGCGAGAAAAAUCCGUUGAUAUGCUACAACUGCAAAAAGCCAGGGCGUCAUUGGAAGAAUUGUAGGGCUCCCUUGGCGAGUGUAGUUCCUCAGAUUACUUCUGCUGCUCCCAUCUGCUAUCACUCCAAUGAGACGGGACACAAGAGGCCCGAAUGCCCGAAGUUGAAGGCUGGUAAAGGAGGCGAGGGUACAAAUCCUACAAUUGCAUCAUCUUCUAAGGGACCCACUAUGGUGACACGAGUUCGUGCUCACCAGAUGACUACGGAUGAGCCGGUGAUUACCGCGACAGUGGCAGAAACUCCACCAUUCCACAUCUCAUACUCGAACCCUAGAUCUCGCCUCCUUCCGUUCCUAUAUCCUUUUGGCACUUACCGAUUCUUGUCCCUUCCCCGAGACAAACGUCGGUCACCUAAACUCAAAUCCUCUAAGGAUACCUGCUCCACCAUUUUAUUUAAGAGCACGAUUCCUUCUGUUUCACCUGUUCGACACUUCCCUACGCUGCCACUUCUCUCCUCCUCACUGCGACCACAAGAGCAUCAUCUCGUCUUCCCAAUCACGCCUUCCUCAUUCGGACCAACUUUUGGAGAUGCAGAAAUAGACAGAGCAUCAUUGAAGAUUGGAGAAAAGAUUGCAUCUGGAUCAUGUGGUGAUUUAUUCCAUGGAGAGUACCUUGGUGUGAGUGUGAAGAAGGAUGUGAUCGUGACAAUCUCUUCUUGUGCAUGGGUUUGCUAUGAAUCAGAUGGUGAAAUUGAGGCUCUACGUGAAUGGCUGGAAGAUGAUGAUGCAAAAGAGAAACAACUGAAAGAAAACAUUAAAAAAUGGCAAAGGAACAAAUCCAAUGAUUUAAAUGAUGAUCACAUUGUGGGUCAAGUUGCACUUCAGUGCAGGUCAUCGGUUCAUUCCACAAAUGUAAGGGCAGAAAUGGAAUAG